AUGGCCAAUAGCAAGUAUGAGUAUGUGAAGAGGGAGUUCGAGUUCAAUCGCCAGCUCCCGGCCUCCAACUGGAUCGUCCUCCGCAUCGAUGGUUGCCACUUCCACCGAUUCUCGGAGUUGCAUGCCUUUGAGAAACCAAAUGACGAGAGCGCUUUACGAUUGAUGAACGCCUGUGCCACUUCUAUGCUCAAGAAAUACAAUGACAUAGUGUUUGCUUACGGUGCUAGCGAUGAGUACAGUUUUGUCUUUAGAGAAGAAACAGAAUUAUAUAAUAGGCGAGAAAGCAAAAUUCUCUCUAAAUGUGUUUCUUACUUCACAUCUGUAUACAUGAGGAAGUGGAAAGAUUUCUUUCCUAAUAAUGAUUUGAAGGAACUUCCAUACUUUGAUGCGCGAGUUGUAUGCUAUCCAAAUAUGAAGACUGUUCGUGAUUAUUUGGCAUGGAGACAAGUGGAUUGUCAUAUAAAUAAUCAGUACAAUACAUGCUUCUGGAUGUUGAUACAGUCCGGAAAAACCAAAAAUGAGGCAUAUCAAGCAUUGAAGGGAACAUCUUCUAAGGAUAAGAACAAGUUGCUUUUGCAACAGUUCCAAAUCAACUAUAAUGAUGAAUCGGCUAUGUUUCGGAAAGGAUCCACUGUUUAUCGAGAUAAGGUCACGAAGGUGAAAACAGACGACUAUGGGAAUCCCAUAAAAAGAACCCGUCAGGCAAUUAUAGUGUCAAAUUUUGAUAUCAUAGGUCCCGAGUUUUGGGAAAAACAUCAAUACAUUCUUGGAAAAGCAUCAGACUGCCAGUAUCUUUGGGGGAAAGAAAAAUAUGGAUACGAGUAUGUGAAGAAGUUUGUUAACAUCCCUAGGUCUCCAUGUUCCAAUUGGACCAUUGUUCGUAUUAGCGCCUGCCAAUUUGAUCAAUUCUCACUGAUCCAUUCAUUUGACAAGCCAAAUGAUGAGACCGCUUUAAGAUUGAUGAACGCUUCUGCUUCACUGAUGAUGGAGCAAUUUCCUGAUAUUAUCUUUGGCUAUGGUUUUAACAACGAGUACAGCUUUGUGUUCCAGGAGAACACUGAAUUGUACAAUAGAGAGGAGAGUUGA
Messenger RNA from Triticum turgidum subsp. durum (durum wheat), 1086 nucleotides. Lineage: Eukaryota; Viridiplantae; Streptophyta; Magnoliopsida; Poales; Poaceae. The record is from the annotation of a GenBank genome assembly.